AUGCCCUUAGGGAAUACUACAGUGUUAGGCCAUUUCUAUUCGUCUUGCCCUGUGUUGGUGGGGGAUAUUUUCUUGGCUGCCGACUUGUUUAUGUUGCCGAUGUCAGAUUUCGACGUCAUCUUGGGUAUGAUUUGGCUUACCGAGUACCAUGCCAUUUUGGACUGCUCUAUGAGGACAGUCACAUUCUGUAUACCAAGCUUACUGCAGUUCCAGUUUGUUAUCGAGCCCAGAGGAGAGCUGUUGUCUUGUUUGAUGUACUAUGCAGUUGAGGAGCCUGUUGUCUUGUGUAUUGAUCAGUUGCCAGUGGUUCAUGAUUUUCCUGAUGUAUUCCAAGAGAUUCUGGGAUUGCCGCCGUGCUGGCAUAUUGAGUUUCAGAUUGAUCUUGUGCCUGGUAUUGUGCCUAUCUUGAAGGCCUCGUAUCGUAUGGUACCGAUGGUUUUGUGA
Magnolia sinica is the source of this 444-nucleotide messenger RNA. RefSeq lists its product as uncharacterized. The record is from RefSeq and is a predicted model, not a curated record. Lineage: Eukaryota; Viridiplantae; Streptophyta; Magnoliopsida; Magnoliales; Magnoliaceae. The transcript has a single exon. The coding region runs from base 1 to 444 and encodes 147 amino acids.